Messenger RNA from Caenorhabditis remanei, 252 nucleotides. RefSeq lists its product as uncharacterized. The record is from RefSeq and is a predicted model, not a curated record. The transcript has a single exon. The coding region runs from base 1 to 252 and encodes 83 amino acids. NCBI's taxonomy places the organism in Eukaryota, Metazoa, Nematoda, Chromadorea, Rhabditida, Rhabditidae.
AUGCUUAUUCUCCCAGCUGUCUCAGCUUUGAUAGUGAUCAUCAUUGACUAUUAUAACCAGGCUCUUACGAAUUUUUAUGUUAUAAGCUUCACUUGCCAUGGGUCCGUAUCCACAUUUGCGAUGCUGAUCGCUCAUCGUCCUUAUCGAGAUGCAAUCAAAAUUAUGUUUCGAAAGAGAGCAGUUGAAUCAGUGGAAGUUUCGCGACGAGGGUUGUACGCUCGUCGAAAUGGAAUGAUUAUGUCAAAUGGUUGA